AUGUGCACUACGGAAAUGACAGAAUCGUACACGAUGUCGCCGUCGACGACGGUGUCUUCCAGCGCCACGACACCGGGUUGCCUGGGGUCGCCGGCGCACCGACGGACACCUUGCAGAGGCUCUCCCGGCCGAGGCGACGUUCAGGACGACGAGGACGAGAUCUCCGUGGGUUGUCCGAGUCCUUUGCCACUGGUGGUCGUGGCUCCCAGCGCGGAAGAGGACGAGAGACUGUCUCAGUCGAGGGAAGAGUACGCGGACAGACUGAGUCCGCGUAGGAGCUACGCCAGAGACUCGGUGAUCGACGACGAGGACAGUUAUUCUCGCAGUGGCGAUUACAGGAUGUCGAACGGCAGAGGGAUGCGUAGUACGCACGAGAGCAGCGGCGGCGACUCCGUGACCACGUUGAGGGACGAGGAAGAGGACGAGGAGGACGACGAGGAAGUGAACAGUAGGACUAGCAGUAACGGUGCCUCCGCAGCCGGUGCCGCGGACGAUUACUUCAAACCCCUGAAACGUCUGAAGAUGGUGCAGAUGCAGCACUCGGACGAGGAGGACGACAGGGACCGGGACACGAGCGAGCGCGGAGUGAAGUCCUUCAGUAUCCUGGACAUCCUGUCGCACAGACCCAAGGCGAAGAUCGUUCGUCCGUGGGACACGGUGGAGUCGAACCUCAACCAUCACCAUCACCACCAUCAUCAUCGCCACCAUCUCCAUCAGCAGCAGCAGCAGUCGCACCAUCAGCACCACUUGCAUCAUCAUCACAACCAUUCCACGGCGCCCAGGGAUCUGUCCCUGAUGGGUAUGUCACUGGCGUCGAUGUCUGGCUCCAUCAGCGAACCGCCUCUCAGCAGCUCGUCCUCGUCCGGCAGGAGCUCGGUCUCCGAUUCCGGAAGUCCCGACCCACUGGGACAUCACCAUCACGGUCUGCACCACGGCAUGCACCCUGGCUUGCACCACCCGGUGCUUCAGCAGCAGCAGCAGCAGCAGCAACAGCAGCAGCAGUUCAAGAGGAAAACGUCGCAGCAGCACGGAUCGCAGAGCGGGCAUCACGGGAAGAGGACCACCGGGCAGGGAAGUCCCUUGGACGCUUUGUUUCAGAUGACCAGCAAGACCUUCGACGCCGGCGAGCACAGUCAAGAGCAAGCGAACCACCUGAACCUGUUCAACAACCGACAACAGCCGAAGAAGAAGCGCAAGAGUCGAACGGCGUUCACGAAUCAGCAGAUCUUCGAGCUGGAGAAGCGGUUCCUGUACCAGAAGUACUUGAGCCCGGCAGACAGGGACGAGAUCGCGGCGCAGCUAGGCCUGAGCAACGCUCAGGUGAUCACGUGGUUCCAGAACAGGCGGGCGAAGCUGAAGAGGGACAUGGAGGAGCUGAAGAAGGACGUGCAGACGGUGAACCCGUUGCUGGUGGCGCAGCAUCACAAGACUUUCCUGGAGAACGUCCAGGACCUCGGGAUCCUGAAGAAGCGACCUCUGCCUAGCAGCAUGGACGAAAAGUCGUAG
Molecule: messenger RNA, 1506 nt
Organism: Eufriesea mexicana
Lineage: Eukaryota; Metazoa; Arthropoda; Insecta; Hymenoptera; Apidae
Product: probable serine/threonine-protein kinase mps1
Exons: 2
Coding region: 1-1506 (501 amino acids)
Biological process (GO): regulation of transcription by RNA polymerase II
Cellular component (GO): nucleus
Molecular function (GO): DNA-binding transcription factor activity, RNA polymerase II-specific; sequence-specific double-stranded DNA binding
Source: RefSeq, a predicted model, not a curated record